AUUUACAGAAUACAGAGACCUAUGCUCUUGCUCUUCGUCUCCUCUUUCCCCUCGCUUCUGGCCUUGCCCCACUUGUACGGACGACACUAACGGUAGCUUAGCGCCGGAAUUUGAGCUGGGUUUCUUAUUUUCUGUAUCUGGUUCUUUAUAGUUCUUCGGAACAAAUAAAAUACAUAAACCAAAUUGUAAAGUAAAGCGAAAGAUGGGAAAGAUAAGUUAUAAGAGGUUAAAAGGCAGCCAAAACCUCCGUCAAAGACUAGUUUUAUCGACUCUCUCUGCCACUCCUCUUCUUAUCGAAGACAUUCGUGCCGACGACACGCUGCCAGGCCUCCGCUCCCACGAGGUCUCCUUCCUCCGUCUACUUGAGAGAAUUUCUGAUGACUGCCACAUUGAAAUUAAUGAAACUGGUACCAAGUUUAAAUACAAGCCUGGGAUUGUAAUGGGUGGAAAACAUCAUGUUCAUGACUGUGGUGUUAGUCGUUCAGUUGGGUAUUUCUUGGAACCCCUGAUUGUUCUUGCUUUGUUUGCUAAGAAACCCCUUGAGAUAAGACUCAGAGGGAUAACAAAUGAUUCUAAGGAUCCAUGUGUUGACACUUUUCGCUCUACUACCUUAUCUAUGUUGAAGCGAUUUGGAGUUCCUUCAGAAGGAUUAGGGUUGAAAAUAGAGAGUCGUGGAUCUCCACCUCAUGGUGGUGGCGAAGUUGUUUUAUCAGUUCCUAUUGUUCAAAGUCUACAGGCAGUCACCUGGACUGAUGAGGGAAUGAUUAAGAGGAUCAGAGGGGUUACUUACUCGACUAGAGUGUCCUCUCAGUUUGAAAAUACUAUGAUACAUGCUGCCCGCGGAAUCUUUAAUCAUUUGCUUCCUGAUGUUCACAUUUUUACUGAUCAUAAAGCUGGUCCACAGGCUGGAAAUUCACCUGGUUACGGGAUUUCCUUGGUUGCUGAAACUACUUCUGGUUGCUUCCUCUCUGCUGAUACUGCGAUUUCUUAUGCACGAGGGGAUGAUAUAGGAGAGAUGGAAGAUGAAAAGAAGGAUUUGAUGCCUCCAGAAGAUGUUGGUGAGCAGAUUGCUUCAGUUCUGCUUGAAGAGGUUGAGCAGGGUGGAGUUGUAGAUUCGACCCACCAGGCGUUAUUAUUUCUUCUCUGUGCAUUAUGUCCGCAAGAUGUAUCAAAGAUUCGUGUCGGGAAGCUCUCACCCUACGGAAUUGAAACUCUCAGAAGUAUCAGAGAUUUUCUGGGGGUUAAGUUUGUUAUCAAGCCAGAUCCAUCAACCGGGACAGUUAUACUCAAAUGUGUGGGAUGUGGUUUGAAGAAUCUUUCUAGGAAGAGCUCAUAAUGACAAUCAGUAACAAUAUGAAAUGAAUGGCAGAGAAUGGGGUUGUUCAUUUUUUCCAAAUUCUUGUCAAAGGGCUCAAUGCAGAGGUGAACACUUGCAGCUUCAUGCAAUCGGUCAACUUCAAAUUUUGAUAUUGCGGCAACCUUUGAUCACAUAGAGGUGAUUUAUAUUGUUAAGACCUUAUAUUUCAUAGAUCAGUUCUAUAACCUUAUUGUUGGUAGAUCAGUUCAAUUUUUAGGGACAAGCCAUUUGAGACUGUAUACAUAUCCUGCUAAGUCACUCGAUGUAAACCUGGUUGUCCAGUGAGAAAUUCUGAGAUUUAGUUGUCAAAGGAAACAAGAAACAUGUUGAGAUGCUUGCUUGA
Ricinus communis (castor bean) is the source of this 1700-nucleotide messenger RNA. RefSeq names its product probable RNA 3'-terminal phosphate cyclase-like protein. Gene Ontology annotation, cellular component: nucleolus. Gene Ontology annotation, molecular function: RNA endonuclease activity. The coding region runs from base 203 to 1336 and encodes 377 amino acids. The transcript is spliced from 5 exons. Lineage: Eukaryota; Viridiplantae; Streptophyta; Magnoliopsida; Malpighiales; Euphorbiaceae. The record is from RefSeq and is a predicted model, not a curated record. Gene Ontology annotation, biological process: ribosome biogenesis; endonucleolytic cleavage of tricistronic rRNA transcript (SSU-rRNA, 5.8S rRNA, LSU-rRNA).